Molecule: messenger RNA, 3734 nt
Organism: Plodia interpunctella (Indianmeal moth)
Lineage: Eukaryota; Metazoa; Arthropoda; Insecta; Lepidoptera; Pyralidae
Exons: 12
Coding region: 1059-3353 (764 amino acids)
Biological process (GO): proteolysis
Molecular function (GO): protein binding; serine-type endopeptidase activity
Source: RefSeq, a predicted model, not a curated record
UUAUGAGAUGAAUGACCAAUUCACCAUACGUUAGGUAUACAUGGUAGGUAUACGCUGCUUUUUUUCUUAUUUUCUUUUUCUUGUAAUAAUAAAUUCGCUGUAUGCUAAACCAGUAAAACUAGGCGAACUCUAUCUACUCGUAUGAUAUUUUCAGCUCGAAGGAGCUGGGCAUGCUAAUAUUACUAGUUGUUUUAUAAGAAUCAUCUCUCAUCUCCCGGGGCGAUGUUUACAUAAAUUUUUGCCGAUAGCGUGCGUGUAGCUAAACACUAUGGUUUAAAACUGGCACACUGAGAAUGAAAGUGAGGGUGUGCGCAUUGUGAGCUAGAGAUCUUAAUAGAAAAGGCUGCAACUUCUGCGCCGGCGCCGUAUCUUUGUUACAGCGUCGUCACACAAAAACGUGAGCGCGAUGUGGGUCGCGGCAGGUGCACACUGCAAGCGCCUGCUCUGCAAUCUGCAUACCUAUACACAUACAUACAUUUACCUGUAUUUUAUAAAACUUAUCUAUCUAGUACCUGCCCUGCUACCGUGUGCAAUGAAAAACAAAUGUACCUAAUUUUCACUAAAAUUUAUUUACAAAAAGUCAAUAGAGAAAACACAAGCACGUAACUAUAUGCCGCUGUCCUUGUGCGUUACCAUUACAAAGGUACCUUCGAUGAAAAGGAACUCGUUCGAAAAUGCUACAGAAUAUCUCUUUGUUUGGGCCAUGUUUGUGUUCAAAUGCCAUUUGUAUGUCAGGCUUGUCACGUUUUUGUGUUUUUGUUGCGGUUAGAUAUAGGUACAUAACUCGGUCCGUGCUAAAUUUUAAUGAUAAUUCGUUGUUCGGUACUUGUUUGGAAAUUGUGAAACUUUGAAAGGUUGCCAAUAUUGCCAAUAUCUUAAGCUCGUAAAGCUUCUUAGCCCUAGGCUCUUUAAACGUAUAUAUCAUGUAAGUAAACUGCUUCAUUGUGAAGGCCGCCUCAAGCUUAUUCAUCGUCAAGUUCUGUUGUAAAUAGCUCGGGUAUGGCUGGUCACGCAACGGGCACCGGCGGUGCGCGCGACACCGCGGGCCGGAGUCCACCAUGUCGGUUAGCAGCGACAUCCGCUUCACUCGCCGCAAGAUGAGCCGCUCAUGUCGAGGAUGCUGCGCGGCCGCUGCCUCGCUGCUAGUGCUAUUGCUGCUGGCUGCCGUCGCCGUCUACCUUGGCCAUAUGUACCUGUUCGGAGACCCACUGAACCGGCAAACGUUUCGAGGGUCGUUCGUGAUCUCCCCGGGGGCGGAGGAAGAGGUCGGUGACCCCGAAACGCGGGGCAAUGCCACCAGGGAGGGCUUUCUACAGGCGGCGAUCACGAAGCUCUACCGGACCUCAGAGCUGAGGUCUUGCUUCGUUGCUGCUGAUGUAUUGGCUUUAGAUAGUGCAGAAGAUGGCAUGCGUGUGCACUUCGAGAUGUCAUUCGAGCCUAUCUUCACAGCGGUGAGCACAAGCGAGGUGCGAGCCGUGCUGGCGAGAGAGCUGGCGUCUCCUGAUUAUCUCCGCAACGUCACUGCGCUGCCUGACACGCUGCUGGUUGAGGAAAAUUCAGCUAUAUCCCUAGAGCUUAAGGAAACGGAAACCACAACAGACGACACGCCGACGACCGAAGCUAUUGCAGAGGUCGUGGAAGAACAACGUGAAUGUGCGCUGGUGACCCUAGGGUUGUGCUCACACCUGCCAUAUAACACUACAGCAUAUCCCAACCUCGUCGGCCACCAGAGUAAGGAGGCGAUGCACGCUGAUCUGGUCGCCUUCAGAGAGCUGCUUGAUGCCGAAUGUUCACAUCUCGCUCAGGACUUUGUAUGCCAACUUCUGCAGCCGCGGUGUGAUCGCGACCACCUGGUGCGGCCGUGCCGGGCGUACUGCCGCGCCUUCCACGCGGGCUGCGGCGCGCGGCUGCCGGACCGCCUGCGACCGCACUUCGACUGCUCGCGCUUCCCGGACUACUUCGGACCUGGAUCCUGUACCCCAGAAGCAGACUGCAGCGGCGGUCUCCAGCGACUGGCGCUGUCGCGGCGCGCGUGCGACGGCGUGCCGGACUGCGCGGGCGCGGAGGACGAGCGCGGAUGCGCGCACUGCGCGGGCGCUGGGGGCGCAGGGGACGCGGGGGGCGCGGGGGGCGCGGCGCUGCGCUGUGCGCUGCACGCGCGCUGUCUGCCGCCGCAUCUACGCUGCGACGGCACGCCCGACUGCCCCGACGGCAGCGAUGAGGCUGGUUGCUUAUGGAUCGCUCGAUCCCUGGCAUCCUGGAGACGCGAGAAUGGAGAGACGACGCUUGGGGCGGUGCGGAGCAGAGCGGGGUACGCGGUGUGGGCGGAGCGCGGGCGGGACGGCAAGAUCUGCGCGGCGCCCUACGACAGCGACAAGCGGGCGCUGACCAGCGUCGCCACCUCGCUGUGUAGAGCUUUGACUUUCAGGUCAGCAUUAAGUGCAGAAGUAGUGCCUGACUCUGAAGAAGAAAUAGAACUGGAGCAUAAUGAGACAGAGACGGCGAUAAAAGAAAGGCCAGAAUAUGUAGAAGUUGUGGAUCCAUUUGCGCCGGAGAUAUCAUUCCAAAAGAGCGAUUGUCCGCAGCGGAAAGUCAUUAAAGUCACUUGUGAUAACUUGGAAUGCGGAGUACCAUCGGCCUUGGGCAGCCGGGCGCGGAGCGGGGUGGAGGGGCUGAGCCGGUCGGGCGCUCCGGGGCACUGGCCCUGGCACGCGGCGCUGCUGCGCGCGCACGUGCACGCGUGCGACGCCGCGCUCGUGCACCCCGCCUGGCUUGUCACCACCGCCUCCUGCUUCCAGGGACAACCGAAAGCUGAAUGGACUGCUAGACUAGGAACUGUCCGAAUUCUAAGUACAACCCCGUGGCAACAAGAACAACGUAUCGUGGGCAUGGUCCGAUCGCCGGUAGAAGGCAGCAUGUUAGCUCUCGUCAGAUUGGAGGAGCCGGUCGAAAUGACAGACUUCGUGCGCCCUCUGUGUUUGCCCGAAGAGAAUGUAGCCGAUAAUGAUAACAACAGCGUUUGUAACACACUGGGCUGGACGAGGAAUAGGGACCAGUUGCAAAGGGUACAUGUGACCAUCAGUCCGAUGAAUACUUGCGAGAAUGUCAGCAUUGCUACAGUGAAUGGAAUAUGUGCUGAACCUCUUUAUGACCAAGAUGAUUGUGACGAAGAAGAAUAUGCAGGAAGUUCUAUGAUGUGCUUCAAUCAUAAAUUAAAGCGCUGGUCUUUGAUUGGAGUCAGUGGAUGGCGCAUUGCAUGUUCCAAAAUAGGACUUGGGAGGCCAAGGAUCUACGACGCAGUUGCAUCACAUGUAGAUUGGAUUCGAAGAACCAUCUCUAAUUCUGCUAGAUGACCAUAAUUAAUCUACUUGAAACUUUUGAAGACUGUAUGUAAACUAAAUAGGUACCAGAGAUAAUAAUUAUGUCAAUUGGUUAUUUUAGAAUCCAGUACAAAUUGGAUAUUAAAUAAAAGUAUAUGUAAUAUCUGUAUUUUUAUAUAAAUAUGAAUUGUGAAUCAAAGUACCUACCUAUGUUGUAAAAUACUCAAGGUUUAAAUCUUAACAUCUUGUUCAAUUUUAAAACUUUUAUUACAUGUUAAUGAUGAUAGUUAUGUUUUAUUAUUACUAAAAAUUAAUUACUUUAGUAAUAAGAUUAAUUUAUUGCAAUGUAUAAUAUUAGCACUAAAUUUUACUGUAAAUAAAUUUUUAUGAAUACAACAAAUUUAGAAAAUUUUA